Messenger RNA from Lasiodiplodia theobromae, 969 nucleotides. RefSeq names its product Soluble epoxide hydrolase. The transcript has a single exon. NCBI's taxonomy places the organism in Eukaryota, Fungi, Ascomycota, Dothideomycetes, Botryosphaeriales, Botryosphaeriaceae. The coding region runs from base 1 to 969 and encodes 322 amino acids. Gene Ontology annotation, molecular function: hydrolase activity. The record is from RefSeq and is a predicted model, not a curated record.
AUGUUCCCUCUUCUCCUCCCCGCCGUCUUCCUCUCCCUCACAAUGGUCAAUUCCCAGCCCUCUGGCUACGUCUCCCGUAACACUGAGCUCCCCGAGCUCGGCGACGCCUUCCGGCUGCACUACCUUUACAGCGAACCACCCGCCAACCAGACCGUCAAAGGCACCUUCCUCCUCAUCCACGGUUUUCCAUACACCUCGUACCACUACCGCCAUGUCAUGGGCCCCCUCGCCGAGGCAGGCUACCGCGUCAUUGCUCCCGACUACCGGGGCGCCGGCAAAUCAUCCAAACCCACCGGAUGGUCCCCCGACUACCGCAAGACAGUCAUCGCAGGCGACCUCUUCCACCUGAUCCACUCGGUCCUCAACAUCACGGAGAAGAUCCACGUCGUCGGCCACGACAUCGGCGGCAUGGUCGCGCACGCGUACGCCACCACCUACGCCAACCACACGGCGAGCGUCGCGUGGGGCGAGUGUCCGCUACCUGGCACUCGCGAGUACGAAGAGCGCAAAACGAUGCUAAACCACUUCCACCUCCUGUUCCACUCCGUGCCGGACCUCCCGGAAGCCCUAAUCGCCGGCAAGGAGGAGGUGUAUCUGCGGUACUUCUUCGAUCGUCAGGCGUACAACCGCGCCGCGCUGGACGAGUCUGUUGACUUCUAUCUGGGCGACUAUCAACAGCCCGGCGCGCUGAGGGCUGGGUUGGGGGCGUACCGCGCGUUCGAGCAGGACAAGGAGGAGAAUUUGGCGUGGUUGGCGGCGAAUGGGAAGUGCAAGGUGCCGGCGUUGGGCUUCAGUGGCGCGAGGAGCAUGCAUGCGGUAGAUGGAUAUCCGAUGCUGAGUCAGGUGUACGAAAACGUAGAAGUGAAGAAUAUGGACGAGGUAGGACAUUAUCUUGCUGAGGAGGAUCCGGAGCAGUAUGUCAAGAUUUUGGUGUGGUGGGCGGGGAAGCAUCCGGGAGAGAAGGUCUAA